This is a messenger RNA of Plasmodium gallinaceum, 5001 nucleotides long. RefSeq names its product conserved Plasmodium protein, unknown function. The record is from RefSeq and is a predicted model, not a curated record. The coding region runs from base 1 to 5001 and encodes 1666 amino acids. NCBI's taxonomy places the organism in Eukaryota, Apicomplexa, Aconoidasida, Haemosporida, Plasmodiidae. The transcript has a single exon.
AUGAAUUUGUCAAUUGAAAGAUAUCAAAUAUUGAAAUCAACAAAAAAAAAAAAUAGCAAAACACAUAUAAUAAGAAAUAAAAAAAAAAUUAUAUACAAUGAAAAAAAUACUUAUAAAAUUAUUAGUUAUAAUAAAAUUUUUGUUAAUAAUAUUAAAAUAACAAAAAAUAGUAAAUUGCUUAAUACAAACAUUAGGAACUAUGAAAAUGUAUUGAAAAAAAAUAAAGUCUAUAUAAAGAAACAAAAGUUAAAAAAAUCUCAUUUCAUACCAGAAAAUUUAGAUAUUUAUAUGAGAAAAAAUUGUAUGUAUUAUUCAAAAAAAAAGUUAUCCGAAAAUAAGAGUGUAAAAAAUAACAAAAAAGACAAUAAUUUUAGCAUUGAUAGUAAUAAAAUUAAUCAUUUAAACAUAUUCAAUAAUAGCAAUAAUGAUAUUUCCAUUUCUAAUGGUAAUGAUAAUUUGAACAUAGAAGUAAAUAAUAAUUGCAUAUCAAGAAAUAUUAUAAAUAAUACAAGUAAUAUUUCUAACACUAAAAAUGAAAAAUAUGAUAACAUGUCUAACUUUCAAAAUGGUAAUUUAAAUAAUGAUACAAAAUUACAUGAAUUUUCCAUUAAUAAUGCAAAAGAUAAAAAAAAGAAAAAAAAAAAAAUUAAUGAUAUAUAUAAGGAUCAUUCUAACUACACUAAUGAUGAUUUAUUAAUAAAAAAAUUAAAAUUGAAAAAUCUAACUAACAACUCCUUAUUAGACACAAAUAAUAUAUCUGUAGGUGACAAAAUGAAAAAUUUAUUCAAAAUUAAUAAUAAAAAAACCAAUCAAAUAUUAUUAAGUAACAAAAAUUGUGUAAAUAUCGAUUUAUUAGAUGAUCAGAAAUGUACUAAUAAAGAUAAUUCAUUUAAAUGCUUAAAUAAAACUAUAAUUAAUAAUAAUAAUAUUGAGCUGUUAAAAAAUAAUAAAAACAAAAUAUUAGUAAAGAAUAGUGUAAAUGUAUCUUCAAUUAAUAAGGAACAAGAAUUUAAUCAGCAAAAAAACAUAAAAAGUAAGGAAGAUUUAAAAAACAAUGCUUUGAGGAUACUAUCAAAAUAUAACUUAAUCUGUCAUAUAAAUGAAAAUUAUGAUAUUAUAGAAAAAAAAAAUAGAAAAAAUAUAUUCAAUUCUGAAAAUUUUACAGAUAGUGAAAUAGAAAAAUAUAAGUUAUAUAAAAAUAAAAUUAAUGCAAGAAAAAAUAUUUUAGGAAAUUUUUAUACAAAGAAUUAUAAAAAAGAUUAUUUUUAUAUAAGCAAAGAUAGCAACAUAAAUAAUUUCAAAAAUAUUAUAAUAAAGAAUUUAAGUUUUAAAAAAAGUAUUGUUAAUUCAUGUAGACACAGAGAAUGUUCAAUUGAAAAUUUAAAUAAAAUUACAAAUGAAAAUAUAAUUGAAAAUAAAAAUAAAACUUUAAAUGAAAAAUUAAGAAAUGAUGUUGUUGAAAGUUCUAAUGUGUGUUGUGAUUUAGACAAAAACACGCAUACAGACAUUCCUGAGAAUGUCAAAAUUUUUAAUGGAUUUUCAAACUAUGAAGAAAUACCAAAUGAACAAAAAGGAUUUAAUAAAUCUACAUUAAACAGUGUCAUAAAUAAUUUUAACUUAUGUUUUGAUUAUUCUUCUAUAUCUGAUUUCUCAUUAAAUCAUGCAAACAAAAAACAAAAUAAUAAAAUAGUACACACAAACGAAAAUUCUACAUGUGAUGAAAAAAAAAAUUCAGAAAAAAACUUCUAUUAUGAAGAUACAAAAAAGAUAAAAAAGAAUUUCAUAAAUAAAAACACAGUAUGUAAUUAUAAUAUAAACAACACAAAUAUGUGUGAAAGUGCAAUAACAGAUAAAGAAAAAAUCUACAACAAGGAAAAAUUAAAAAAAAACGCAAAUUUAAAAAGAAACUUAGAUAAUGAUUUGAAUUAUAAUUCAAAUAAAAAAAUGAAAAACGAAGAAUAUUCUUUAAUUAAUUUUAAUAUUUAUAAAAAUAAUGUAACUGACAUAUGUAAAAAUAAUAGUUAUAAUACUUAUAUAUUAAAAAGUCUUGGUAAUUCUUAUUUGAAAAACAAAUUAAAUUGUAAAGAUACAAAAGUAAAAACUGAUAACGCUCCUAAGAUAAACGCAUUUGAUAGAUAUCCGAAUAGCUUUAAUUUAAAUAAAGAAGGUAUAUUUAAUAAUAAGAAUAAUAAAUUAAAUGAAAAUGAAAUUAAAAAUUUGCAAUCUAAACUCAUAAAAAAUGAAAUGGAUAAAAAAUUGAAUGCUACAAAAAUUAUCAUAAAUAAUUGUGAAGAAAACAAUUACAUUAAACAAGAAGACGAAUAUGAUCAAAAUGAUAGGGAGAAUAUUGAUAAUUAUGAAAAUGAAAAUUUUAAAUGUUGUAAAGUUAAUAGCUUUACUAAUAAAAAAAAAAACUCUAUUCAAAAAUUAAGUAUAAAUAAUGCCGAUAAUUCAGCUAGUGAUGAAGUGAAUUAUACUAAUUUUUUAAAAGAUAAAGAUAUUGAUAUAUUUAAUUUAGAUUUACGUGAUAUAGUAAAGUUAUUAGAAAAAGAAAAAAUUGAAAAUUUAUAUAGUGAAGAAGAAUUAAAGAAUUUAUUAAUUCCUGUCAAUGGAAUUUAUUAUGAUACAAAUAAAAAAAGUUGGAUAUGCAAAUAUAUUGACAUAAAAAAUGUGAAUCAUAAUGAAUUAAAUGGAUAUUUCUUGCUGAAAGAACAAAACAAUGCAGAAAAUUUGAAAAAAAAAAUAUUUUCUACAAAAAGUUUCUCAUAUCAUGAAUCUAGACAAUUAGCAUUGGAAUUUAAAUAUAAACAUGUUAAAAAAAAAUAUAGUAUUUUAAAGAAUUUAAGUGAAGAAGAAAAUAUAUUUUUUAAGUCAAUUAAUAAUCCUACGGAAAAUAGCAAAUACACAAAGCUUAAAUAUGAUAAAAAGGAAGAAGGUAGUAAUGAAUAUGAUGAAGAAAAAGAAGAGAAUGAAAAAGAAAAUGAGAUGCAAAAAGGAGAAUCAAAAGAGGAGCAGAAUAAAAAUAUUAAAGGAGAGUAUAAAAAAGAGGAAAAGAAAAAAACAUAUAGUUAUGAUAAAAAAAGUAAGAACUGCAGUUUAUAUAAUAGUAUGAAUAAAAAUGUGGGUGAAAUAAAUUUAAAUAAAACAUUAAAAAUAUUAAAUAGUGAGAUAACACAUAAGUUGUAUAAACCUUUACUAAAAUGUAAUGUGAAUGAAAAUGACUCUAUUAGCGAAAUAAAAAAUGAUGAAAAUAAAAAUAAUUGCAUUAUAGACAUUAACAAUAUAAAUAAUGAUAAUAUAACAAAUUUGAAUAAGUGUACUAAAGUAAUGGUGAGUAAUGAUAAUUAUAGAUUAAUAAAUGAAAAUGAUAAUUUUGACAGUUAUAAUAAGAAUCAAAAUUAUACAUAUGAUGAUAAUAAAUCAUAUAUUAGUUUUAAAACAAAGAAAAAUUUAUGUAAAUUAUUAGGUGUAAACGUAUCGGAUGACAUAGAAGAAAAGAUGAAAAAUUUACACAAAGAAAAUAUAUUUUAUGAAAAGGAAGAAAAAAAAUGGGUCAUCAAGAUAUAUGAAAAAAAAAGCAAUAUACUACUUUAUUUCAAAGAAUUUGAUUGUAAAGUGUUUGGAUUUUUAUAUGCCUGUUAUUUAAGUAUAGAACACAAAAGGUUAUAUCUAGACUAUUUUUUAAAUGAAAAAAAUUAUAAUUUUUUGAUAAAAUUAGUAUAUAGGAGUUGUAUAAAUAAUAAAAUGCAUAACACAAUAGCUCGACAAAUCAGUUUAAAUAAAAAUCAUAACUAUUCUGUAAAAGAUGUUAAUGAAAUUAAAAAGAAAUUGAAAAUAAAAAAUUUAGAAAAAUACAGUCUAGAAACUAUAGAUAAGGAACACAGAUGUUUAGAAAUAAAUACUAUAGAAAAAAACAAUAUAAGAACAAAGAAUUUAGAAGAAGAAUAUGUUAAAACGGAUUUUGAAAAAGAAAACUUAAUUUUCCAUAAUAUAUCUAGUAAUAAUUCAGAAAAACCUAAAGAUUGCAAAAAUAGAAAUUGUAAGGAUUUAGAAAAAGAUAAGAUUUUUAUUGAUGAAAAAAAUAACUCACUAAGUAACUUUCAAAAAACAAAAAAUCAAACUGCCAAUAAAUUGAGUGGUCUUUCUUGUUAUUUGGAAAACAAUUUUGAAAAAGGAUUUUCUAAAACUUUGAAUUCAGAUUCAAAACAGUAUAGGAACAUUAAAUGUAUAAAGUAUAAUAAUGAUAUAGAAAAUGAGAAAAAACAUGUAAAAAUUGAAAAUAUUAAAGAAAAAGAAGAACAUAAAGAAGAUCAGGGACAAAAAGAACAAUGUAAUAGUAAAGAAGACCAGAAAGAAAAUGAUGAUAACAGAAAAAAAGAUGAAAGUUAUAAUUUUAAUACAAAUAACAACAUUACAUUAAACUUAAAUUUUGGUAGAAAUAAUAAUUCAAAUGAAAAUAGUAGUAGCAAUAUUACUGCUGUAAAUUUAUACAAAAGCUACACAACAGAAAAUAAUGAAAUUCCAAAGGAUCAGAUGCAAAAUGUUCAUGAAAAAAAUGAAAAAAAAAAAAAAAAAAAAAAAUACUCUUCUUUUUAUAAAAAAACAAAAACUGUGAAGAAUUCAUUAGUAAAUUUAAAAAAUAGUAAUGUAACAUCAGAUAUAUUGCAAGAAGAAAGAAAUAAUUUGAUAAAAUUGGAUUCUUAUGUAGACAUACUAAGUCAAAAAAGUGAUAUAACAUCAUUAGCUAAACAAACAAUUCUUUUACUUUUAAAAGACAUUUUAAAUUGUAUUCCAUUUCAAAUGGCUCCUUCAAUUACAUCCAAAAAAAUUUAUGAUCAAAAAAUUCAUGCUCACAUUAAAUUUGUUUAUCAAUCAAAAAAUCUUUUUGACUUAAUGCCAUAUUUUUUUAUAUUUAAAAAUAUUAUUAAGCAGAAAACUCUUCCUAGUAACCAAUCAUUAUACAUUUGUAAUGUUUUAUUAUAUGCCUUGUUUGAGGCAUAA